Molecule: messenger RNA, 5309 nt
Organism: Eubalaena glacialis (North Atlantic right whale)
Lineage: Eukaryota; Metazoa; Chordata; Mammalia; Artiodactyla; Balaenidae
Gene: FMNL2
Product: formin like 2
Exons: 26
Coding region: 169-3441 (1090 amino acids)
Biological process (GO): cell migration; cortical actin cytoskeleton organization; regulation of cell shape
Cellular component (GO): cytosol
Molecular function (GO): actin filament binding; small GTPase binding
Source: RefSeq, a predicted model, not a curated record
GAGCGCUGCUAGAGAGCGGCGCGCGCUGCACACUCGCCGGGGCGCAGCGGAGGGCGGGGAGCCGGGCAGGUCGCGCCAGCUGGGGGAGCCGGCCGCCGGGAGCUGUUCUGAUUUCCGACGCGGACGCAAGGGGCCCGGAGCAGCCCCCGGCCCCGGUGUGCAGCCAACAUGGGCAACGCCGGGAGCAUGGAUUCGCAGCAGACCGAUUUCAGGGCGCACAACGUGCCUUUGAAGCUGCCGAUGCCCGAGCCAGGUGAACUGGAGGAGCGAUUUGCUAUCGUGCUGAAUGCUAUGAACCUACCCCCUGACAAAGCCAGAUUACUGCGGCAAUAUGACAAUGAGAAGAAGUGGGAACUGAUUUGUGAUCAGGAACGAUUCCAGGUGAAGAACCCUCCCCAUACUUACAUUCAAAAGCUCAAAGGCUAUCUGGAUCCAGCUGUAACCCGGAAGAAAUUCAGACGGCGUGUUCAAGAGUCCACACAAGUGCUAAGAGAACUGGAAAUUUCUUUAAGAACCAACCAUAUUGGAUGGGUCAGAGAGUUUCUGAAUGAAGAAAAUAAAGGUCUUGAUGUUCUAGUAGAAUAUCUGUCAUUUGCGCAAUACGCAGUAACUUUUGACUUUGAAAGUGUGGAAAGCACUGUGGAGAGCUCAGUGGACAAAUCAAAGCCCUGGAGUCGGUCCAUCGAGGACCUGCACAGAGGGAGCAACCUGCCUUCCCCCGUGGGCAACAGUGUAUCCCGCUCGGGAAGACAUCCUGCACUGCGAUAUAAUACUUUGCCAAGCAGAAGAACCCUGAAAAAUUCAAGAUUAGUGAGUAAGAAAGAUGACGUGCAUGUCUGUAUCAUGUGUUUACGUGCCAUCAUGAAUUAUCAGUAUGGUUUCAACAUGGUCAUGUCUCAUCCACAUGCUGUCAACGAGAUUGCACUAAGCUUGAACAACAAGAAUCCAAGAACAAAAGCUCUUGUCUUAGAGCUGUUGGCAGCCGUUUGUCUUGUCAGAGGCGGGCAUGAAAUCAUUUUAUCAGCAUUUGACAACUUUAAGGAGGUUUGUGGAGAAAAACAGCGCUUUGAGAAGUUGAUGGAACAUUUCAGAAAUGAGGACAAUAACAUAGAUUUUAUGGUGGCCUCUAUGCAGUUUAUUAAUAUUGUAGUCCAUUCAGUAGAAGACAUGAAUUUCAGAGUUCACCUCCAAUAUGAAUUUACCAAGUUAGGCCUGGAUGAAUACUUGGAUAAGCUGAAACAUACUGAGAGUGACAAGCUGCAGGUACAGAUUCAGGCUUACCUGGACAAUGUGUUUGAUGUGGGAGCUCUGCUGGAAGACGCGGAAACCAAGAAUGCAGCUUUGGAGAGGGUGGAAGAACUGGAAGAAAACAUCUCUCAUUUGUCGGAAAAACUGCAAGACACAGAGAAUGAAGCCAUGUCCAAGAUCGUGGAACUGGAAAAGCAGCUCAUGCAGAGGAACAAGGAGCUGGAUGUUGUUCGGGAAAUCUACAAAGAUGCAAAUACCCAGGUUCACACAUUAAGGAAAAUGGUCAAAGAGAAAGAAGAAGCCAUUCAAAGACAGUCUACCCUAGAAAAAAAGAUUCAUGAGCUGGAGAAACAAGGGACCAUUAAAAUUCAGAAGAAAGGAGAUGGGGACAUCGCCAUCCUGCCGGUCGUGGCUUCUGGCACGUUGCCCACGGGGUCUGAAGUGGCGGUGGGUGACUUUGUGGGACCAGUGACGGGGGCCGCCGCCUCGGGACCCUUGCCCCCUCCUCCCCCACCCCUGCCUCUGUCGUCAGACGCACCUGAAGCAGCGCGAAACGGUCCAGCCACGCCGCCUAUGCCCCCUCUUCCCCCUCCCCCUCCCCCUCCCCCGCCUCCCCCUCCGCCCCCGCCUCCCCUCCCGGGUCCUGCAGCUGAGACUGUGCCGGCUCCCCCUUUGCCCCCCCCUCCUCCCUCUGCACCCCCGCUGCCCGGGACGUCUUCACCCACAGUGGUUUUCAACUCAGGAUUAGCAGCUGUGAAAAUUAAGAAGCCAAUCAAGACGAAAUUCAGAAUGCCAGUUUUUAACUGGGUUGCCCUGAAGCCAAAUCAGAUCAAUGGCACAGUCUUCAACGAAAUUGAUGAUGAGCGAAUUCUGGAGGACUUAAAUGUAGAUGAAUUUGAGGAAAUAUUUAAGACAAAAGCCCAAGGUCCUGCCAUUGAUCUUUCUUCAAGCAAACAGAAGAUAACGCAGAAGGGAUCAAACAAAGUGACAUUACUAGAAGCAAAUAGGGCUAAAAAUCUUGCCAUAACUUUAAGGAAAGCUGGAAAGACCGCGGAUGAAAUAUGUAAAGCUAUUCAUGUAUUUGACUUGAAGACAUUGCCUGUAGACUUUGUAGAGUGUUUGAUGAGGUUCUUGCCAACUGAGAAUGAGGUGAAAGUGCUGCGGCUCUAUGAGCGGGAAAGGAAGCCCCUGGAAAACUUGUCAGAUGAAGACCGGUUCAUGAUGCAGUUCAGUAAAAUUGAGCGGCUCAUGCAGAAGAUGACCAUCAUGGCCUUCAUUGGGAACUUUGCCGAAAGCAUUCAGAUGCUGACUCCUCAACUGCACUCAAUUAUAGCAGCAUCUGUCUCUAUAAAGUCGUCCCAAAAACUCAAGAAAAUUCUGGAGAUCAUCUUGGCCCUUGGAAACUAUAUGAAUAGCAGUAAACGAGGAGCAGUUUAUGGAUUUAAACUUCAGAGUUUAGAUCUGCUCUUAGAUACAAAGUCAACGGACCGAAAGCAAACACUGUUGCACUAUAUAUCCAAUGUCGUAAAAGAAAAAUAUCACCAAGUGUCCCUAUUUUAUAAUGAGCUUCAUUACGUGGAGAAAGCUGCCUCAGUCUCCCUUGAGAAUGUUUUACUGGACGUCAAGGAGCUGCAGAGGGGCAUGGACUUGACCAAGAGGGAGUACACCAUGCAUGACCACAACACGCUGCUGAAGGAGUUCAUCCUCAACAAUGAGGGAAAGCUGAAGAAGCUGCAGGAUGAUGCCAAGAUUGCACAGGACGCCUUCGAUGACGUGGUGAAGUAUUUUGGAGAAAACCCCAAGACGACACCACCCUCUGUCUUCUUUCCCGUCUUUGUCCGGUUUGUGAAAGCCUAUAAGCAAGCAGAAGAGGAGAACGAGCUGAGGAAAAAGCAGGAACAAGCGCUGAUGGAGAAACUCCUGGAGCAGGAAGCUCUGCUGGAGCAGCAGGACCCAAAGUCUCCUUCCCACAAAUCAAAGAGGCAGCAGCAAGAAUUAAUUGCGGAAUUAAGAAGGCGACAAGUUAAAGAUAAUAGACACGUAUACGAAGGAAAAGACGGUGCCAUUGAAGAUAUUAUCACAGAUCUUAGAAACCAACCAUACAGACGAGCCGAUGCGGUGAGGAGAAGUGUCAGGCGGCGCUUUGAUGAUCAGAACUUGCGUUCUGUUAAUGGUGCCGAUAUAACCAUGUGAACCUGAGACCUGCCUGUAUGAAUAGAGGGUGUGUGUGAAUGAAACUGACCAUGUGAACUUUAUGUGCUAUCAUUUAACUGCAGCCUUGAACAUAGAUGAAAAUAUUCUAAGGGCUCAGAUUUAGCAAACACAUAGGAAUUUAAAAAUGAUGGGCUCUCCUUUCAACCUUUGUUAACAAGUGCCUAAAAGUGGAAGUACCUGCUCAGAUUAAUCAAAGCAAUAGGAUUUGAUUUGAUUAGGUAUCUUUUUACACCGGUGUGUUAUUCAAUUUUUAACCAAAAUGUAAAUUUCACAUUACAUUCAUUACCUGCCAUUGUGAUUGUCCCAUGAUGGCCCACCCUGGUUUCCUGAUUAAGUUGUAAAUAACAUGGAUGCAUCUGCUGUGGGCUUCCUUCGCUGAGAUGUCUUUUAAGGAGUUAAUUUUGUGUUUCAGCCAUACCCAUCAACUUGGUAUUUUUAAGGGCUUACAACGUGGAAGAAGGAAAAAGUCACACGAUAAACUCCUUCUGUCCAUAACCAAGCCCCAGCAAAGUACAAACAUGAUGUAACUGCAGUGGCACAGAAUCAGUCAACUCGUUUCACAUUCUGCUUCUGUGCUGGGGUACGAUGCCCUAUGAGAGACAUUCAUUGGUAUGAAUGCGACGAUAUGAUGGCACACGGAUGUUGUAUAAGACUUUAUUUGCAGUACUGUGUUCUUCAGCUAGAGGCAGCUUUUAAAAAAUAAUGCAAAUGUUUAUUAAUUAGCACUAAAAUUAACAUCUCAGUAAUCAGUAUUAGGAUUUCUGAGGACCAUUUUGGGUCAAUCCUGAGAAUAGAAAUCAGUGCCUUGCUAGCCAGGGAGAGGUUCACUAGCUCUAUCAACAAGCAUUCAAGAUUACUUCUGCUAGCAUAGUGUUAGAAUCCUGGCCUUAUUAUCCUGACAAUCGCAGGUUCCCCCCCCCCCACCCCUUCUUUUUGUAGACUGGAGAAGAUAUAUUUGGCAUCAUAUAUCAAAGCUAAAAAUGCUUGCAUUUCCAAGAUUACUUUAUGGGCAAUUGCAAUUAAAUUUCUGAAAUACAUCAGGAUUAAGUUUAAGUGAUAUGAAAUGGGACUAAAUGGCCAACAAAGCCACUGCUAUUUUUCCUUCCUCUCUGGCAGGGCACUUGAUCCAUUCCAAAGUCAAAAACUGGACUGAAGCUAAUUUGUACUUUUCAUAAUAUACAUUCUGCUUCUGGCUUACCUUUUGGUACAUGACAUCAAUAUAUUAAUUGUAAAGUUUAUUGUAUAGUAUUUAACCACUGAAUUUCUUAUUUUGUUGUGCUUAUGUGAACUCUGGUGAAGGUCCCAUUUCCCUUGGAUAAUGUGUAGUUAUAUAUCUCUUUUUAAAUGUACAGAUAUUUUGCUAUAAGAUUGGUGCAGUUUUUUAUGGUUUUUACACUUCUCUUUAAUUCCCACCUAAGCCUCUGGGUAAUAUUGUAAAUAUUGUUUAAAAAUGCAUCAGCCUAUGCUAUAUAAUCUGAAUGUUAUUUUAACUUAUAGGUUUUUUUUUUUUUAAUAUAUAUUUAACUACAAGGACAGUUUAGGGAUCAGUUACUACAUUUUCACUUUAGCAUAUUUACAGAAAGGUUACUUUAAACUGCCACCUGCUAGCACAUUUUCAUAAUGUGUACGUUAAAAAAGAACAUGCCAAGAUUUUGUCUGACUCAACAUUCAUUUUGAUGAAAAAAGCAAUUUGACCAUAAGAUAUAACACAAAUUAGGUGGUCCUUCACCACAAAGCAGCUAUUUUCCAAAGCUCAAUACUGAUGAACAUAUGUUAAAAUAAUUGCCUAUUUAUUAAUCUACAAAUAGACAAUAAUGUUGGCAUGCUCUUUUCUGUUUGUCUGUUAA